AAUCGCAAUGGCUAAAAAUUUUCCAUGCUUUUCAUUCUAUAUAAUGAGCGAGACUCACUCUUCAAGCUCAGCUUAAUACGCUUCCAGGCCUAAAAUAAGAGUGGCAAAAGAAUGUUUCUCCCAAUCAUUUUCUCCUUAUCUUUCCUAUUUUCCUCCUCCAACGCAGCGGACUUCUGCGUUGGGGACUUAAAUGGUCCUCAAGGCCCUGCAGGUUACUCUUGCAAGAAGGCUGAAACGGUCACCGUAAACGAUUUCGUUUACUCCGGCCUCGGUGCCACAGGCAACACUUCAAACCUCAUAAAAGCUGCCGUAACGGCCUUUUCGGCUCAAUUCCCCGGUGUUAAUGGACUUGGCAUUUCAAUGGCUCGUCUGGAUUUGGCUGCUGGCGGUGUGAUUCCUAUGCAUACACACGCUGGGGCCUCGGAACUCCUUGUUGUCGUUCAAGGCCAAAUUUGUGCUGGAUUCAUAUCCUCAGCCAACAAGGUUUACUUCAAAACUCUGAACAAGGGAGAUAUUAUGGUCUUCCCACAAGGUUUAUUGCAUUUCCAAAUCAAUGCAGGCAAAACUCAAGCCUUGGCAUUUGUAUCCUUUAGCAGUCCCAGCCCUGGUCUCCAAAUCCUUGACUUUGCCUUGUUUGGAGAUGAUUUGCCCACAGACAUUAUACAAGAUACUACUUUCCUCGAUGCUGCUCAGAUUAAGAAGCUGAAGGGUGUUCUUGGUGGAACUGGUUAAGAUAAUAUAAAUUUGUUGUAUCGUUUCUUGUCUUCCAUAAAUUUCGUGUUUUCGAGUUAAUGGUUGUUUGUUUCAAAUUGAUAGCGAACGAGUGUGUAUUGUUGUGCUUCUUUGUGUUUCUUCUCCCAGUUCAUUUGUAUUUUGGUAGGGUAAUUUCUGAGAAUUUAUAA
This is a messenger RNA of Hibiscus syriacus, 902 nucleotides long. RefSeq names its product auxin-binding protein ABP19a-like. Gene Ontology annotation, cellular component: cell wall. NCBI's taxonomy places the organism in Eukaryota, Viridiplantae, Streptophyta, Magnoliopsida, Malvales, Malvaceae. Gene Ontology annotation, molecular function: manganese ion binding. The record is from RefSeq and is a predicted model, not a curated record.